CCUGUUUCCGUCCUUGCAGCUGCUUAUCUUGUGAGCCAUGCUGCCCCGCAAUGCCAAAGUCAGUCGCUUUGCCUUGGCGCUGGCAGCCACCACAACGGCUGGUUCAGAGUUGAGCUGUCAUACUGCCACGCUGUUAGUAGGCUGUCGUGAAUAGUGCUCGUACGUCAUUCCUUCGCAGGCCUUCUCCUCUUUGCGCACUUCACUGUCACGAUCAGCAGUGCCUGAGGACUUUGAACAGACACCUGAGUACAAGGCAUUUGCAAGGCAACACAUGGUUGAUGAAGAGGAGCUUUUGCGUCAAAGCUCCUUUCCGAUCCCGCCCAAGGAGCUCCUACAGCUCACCAAAAAGUUCCUGGUCUCAGAGGCGCCGGAGAAGAUCUUUUCUGGGGACGGCACCUUGCUGGCGGAGAACUUUCGUUUUGUGGGGCCAUACAUCGGGCCGUUGGACAAGAAGGCAUUUUAUGGACAGCGCGAUGCCAUCGAUUUCUUCCAAUCUUUCCCUGAUGCCUCUGCACAGUUCCACAACUUCAGGGUCGACCCCUUCCAACCCAACCGUGUGUGGUGGACCGUGCGUGGAAAUGGCACCCACACAGGGCGAGCUUUACCAGGCUCAGAUGCCGAACUGGUCUUUGGAGAGCCCACAGGCCUUCAAUUUGAAAACCCUCCGCAAGCUUGCAGUUUAACCUUCAACGACAAGGGCCAGGUGACAAAGUUCACCAUUGGAUAUGUGAUGGAUCGGAUGGUGGGCAACACUGGCGGAAUGGGUGGCUUCUUUGGCGUUUUGUGGAGGAUUGGCAAAGGUUUCCCCUUCUCAGAGGGGCAGCCCUACGCGCCGUCCACGGGAUAUUGGCUUUUUGCGCAGGUCAAUCGACUGUUUGCUCAGCUGCGCAUCCUGCUCGCAAAGGACGAGGCAGAAAAACGGCGCCUGAAAGAAGCGAUGAUUGACGUGCCCGCCGGAAACUUGGAGGUCUCCUGAUUAGGCCAGAAGCGUGGAGCUCCAAGAAGGAGUGCGCUCAUUCGGCUUCCUGCUGCUCAGCCUGUUCAGCCUAUUUUGGCCUCAGCCUGAUCCAGAGAAAAACAUGUACCCAUACUCCUCAAGCUCUCCUGCUCUCAAUCAUUCGAGACAUCAUCGAAUCACUCACGAAAGCUUUCCGUGGCAGGCAUACUUGACAUGUUCGAGGUGCUUUGCUAUGGGGGAUCUUUCGUUACCGCGAGAUUUGUGCUUUCAGCAGGAACUGGGAUAAAUGUCAC
This is a messenger RNA of Durusdinium trenchii, 1251 nucleotides long. NCBI's taxonomy places the organism in Eukaryota, Dinophyceae, Suessiales, Symbiodiniaceae. The record is from the annotation of a GenBank genome assembly.